UGCACACACACACACUCUCCCACCACGCAAAGAUAAAAAGCCAGCAAUUAUAACCUCUAAAAGCCCCCCCUUAACUUCUCCGCCUCAUACUUUCAAACCCUAAAAACCCCAAAUCCAAAAAGAAGGAAGAAGAAGACCGAAGAAACCAAAAGCUCAACAAAGAGCGCUUUCUUUUGUGCUCUUAAGCUAUGAGAGUCCCCGUUACUUCCCCACAAAACAACCAUUCUCCGAGCCCAAAGCCUAGCAACAACAGCAGCAGCAACAAUAACAGUAUAGCCCGGAACAUCAGUUUCCACGGGCUUAACGGUGUUCAAACCUCAUGCUAUGAGCCAACUUCAGUUCUUGAUCUUCGUCGUAGCCCUAGUCCAGUGCCCGAGAAGCCGGUUACGAAUUCUGCCGAUGUUUCAAAUUGUAUCUCGUCGGAUCCUCAUCAUCAUCAGGCGCCUGCUCUUGAGUGGGACGAGCAUGUGCUGCGAACCAUGGACUGGGAUUCCAUCAUGAAAGACUUGGGAUUAGACGACGAAUCUGUGCCUGCUAUCAAAACUAUUAAUCCGCAGGCUAUUAGUCCCUGCGAGAAUCAAAUCCAAAGCCUCCCUGAGUUCUCAUCUUGCGAGUUGACUCAUCAGUCGGUCCAUUCUGAUUUUAACAACCUUUACGAUUUUUAUUCGGAAGAGCUGAUAAGAGCCGCGGAUUGUUUCGACACCAACGAACUGCAACUCGCGCACGUGAUAUUGGCGCGGCUCAAUCAGCGGCUGCGAUCUCCUUCGGGCAAACCGUUACAGAGAGCCGCUUUUUACUUCAAAGAAGCUCUCCAGUCUCUGCUCACCGGGUCAACUCGGUCGACUCGGUUAUCCUCAUGGAGUGAAAUCGUGCAAACCAUCAAAGCCUACAAGGCCUUCUCCGGAAUCAACCCUAUUCCCAUGUUCAACCACUUUACCACCAAUCAAGCUCUUCUCGAAGCCCUGGACGGGUCAGCACCGUUGAUUCACAUCAUCGAUUUUGAUAUCGGACUGGGAGGCCAAUACGCUUCUUUAAUGAGAGAAAUGGCUGAAAGAAAUGAUCAUUCCUGCAAGUUCAUUCGAAUAACCGCCGUGGUUCCCGAGGAGUAUGCCAUUGAGACAAGGCUUAUCAAAGACAACCUUUUCCAGUUCGCUCAAGACCUCAAAAUAAGGUUCCAGAUUGAAUUUGUUCUCCUUCGAACCUUCGAAAUGUUGUCUUUAAAGGCUUUUAAGUUCAUCGACGGGGAAAAAACGGCAAUCCUUUUAUCUCCGUCUAUUUUCCGAUGUCUCAGUUUAAACGUCGCGGCGUUUCUGAGUGAUCUUCGGAGGGUCAAUCCAAGCGUCGUCGUCUUUGUAGAUAGCGAGGUGUGGAUGGAGUCAGGCACGACGUCGUUCCGGAAGAAUUUCGUUAACGGCUUGGAGUUUUACGCCAUGAUGUUCGAGUCGUUGGACGCCGCGGUCGUGGGUGGGGAAUGGGUGAGGAAGAUAGAGACGUUGUUGUUGCGUCCGAGGAUAUUGGUGGCGGUGGAGGCUGCGGCCAGGAGGACGGCACCGCCGUGGAGGGAGCUGUUUGUUGGGGCGGGAAUGAGGGCGGUGCAUUUGAGUCAGUUUGCGGAUUUCCAAGCCGAGUGUUUGUUAGGGAAGGUUCAGAAUCCUGCAAUGGCUUUUCUCGGAUCCAAUGUAGCCAGCGGGGUUGGGUUACGGUUGCUCCUCUGCCCACUUGGUUCUAACAUUGUCACUCGUGCCGCAUGCUGUUCUGUGGGGAUUGUUUUACCUGUGUACUCUACAUUUAGGGCAAUUGAAAGAAAUGAUGAAAAUGAGCAGCAAAAGUGGCUUACAUAUUGGGCAGCUUAUGGAUCUUUCACCAUUGUUGAAGUGUUCUCUGACAAACUUCUUUCCUGGUUUCCAUAUUAUUAUCACUUCAAGUUUGUAUUUCUUGUCUGGCUUCAACUUCCAUCUACUGAAGGGGCUAAGCGAAUAUACAAGAACCACCUGCGUCCAUUCUUGUUGAGGCAUCAAGCUAAAGUUGAUGAACUUAUGGGCUUUGCAUGUGCUGAAAUGGCAAGAUUCGUCAGCACGCAUCAAGAAGAGUUCCGAUUUGUUAGGAUAAUGUUCAGGAAGAUGACAGGGUCAGCAGAUACAAAGGUGACGGGUCCUGCAGAACCAGAUAAACCUAGAGGACUACCUGAAAUCGAGGGCCAAACAAGAAUGAUCUCAAAUCCGGAGUCUGAUCACAAUGAAUGAUACUUUCCCUAUCUAGGGAGGCAGCUGUAUAUUAUGUUUUUCUACCUAUUAGCACCCCAAUAUACAAGGAGGUAACUUUUGCAUAACAAAUCAGGGCCUUUACUGUGGCUGAAAGAGGUGGAGCAUGAGAUAUAGGCAGCAGGCUGCUUCUUAUGAGAGUAGGCAGUAUUCUUUGAAUCAAAAUUUCAUCCCAGUUUUCAGUCUUUUCUCAUGCAAGAUUCCCACAUUUGUCGUUUUACAUAGAAGCAAUAGACAAUGUUUCUUUCCUGUAUUUUAAAUAAAUAGUACACGCAUAUUUGAUCAAAA
Messenger RNA from Theobroma umbraticum, 2549 nucleotides. RefSeq names its product HVA22-like protein K (gene HVA22K). NCBI's taxonomy places the organism in Eukaryota, Viridiplantae, Streptophyta, Magnoliopsida, Malvales, Malvaceae. The record is from RefSeq and is a predicted model, not a curated record.